CCAUAAUCGUGCAGCUGACGGAGAAGCAACGGGCCAAGCUGGCGCAGGAGGCUCCUUCCAUCCAACCGUCGACCACAAGGGGCAAGUCCCAUGCCCCGGCAGGGCGCGCGGUGAAUCACAGCGACCAAGACACUAUCCCUUGGCUUCCGCGAACACGAAUCAAAGUGAUUCGUAGGCACCAAAGCGUGACGAUGGAUAUCAAACCCCAAAGCUCAGUGAUCCAGCAGGUCAUCCAUCACUCCUACGCAAUCGGCGACUGUAUCAUGGUGUUCGGCUCUUCUUACUCGAUCGGCAACGCUCCUGACCUCAAUUUCGUGACCUCCAAGCAUACGGUGAUGGAAAAAGCCGGGCUGGACGCAGUCGCGUUGACGGCUCUCAUCCGAGCAGCUGAAAUGCUAGGGUAUGAUGACGACUACGAUAUUGCAGAUCGUCUUGAACGCGGAUCGCAUGAUGACUACACCAAGCCGCUUACCAACUACGUCGCUCAUCGUCUGAGCCUCUUUCGAUCAGCAGUCAAGCGAGCAGUCACGCCUCCAGUCACCUAUGCUUACGACCUUGGCCGGGUCACUCGUGUCAGCUCGCCGUCUCCUAGCAGCGGGAGCCUCUUGCAAGAUAUGAAUUAUAUCUACCCGUGGUCUGCGACGAACGGCUUUGAUCGCCGAGCACCAUACGAGAACACCGCUAUCCAGGAGGCACUGCGCGCCGCCUUCUUCACACAGCAGCAAUAUCACCAUGUGGGAUUGCAGAACAGCAAUGAAUUCAAAUCCUCGUUGGAAGAUGCUCCUUCCGCCGAGCUCGAGAUCCCGGCGGAGAUGUUGUCUUUGGCAAUGACAGCGGUCGAGUCGGUGAUUUCUGAUCACAAUCUCAACCUCAUCAAACCGACCGACUUCAACGCCACAAGUUCAUCUGCCUAUCGCGCGCACCUGGUGCGUCUCACCGACUUCCAGCGAGCACGGCCCAAGCGAUACCACCGUGUGAUGCACAGCCUCUUUGUGGCUGCGACAACGGGGCAUGCAAUGCAUCCGGGCGCGAACAAUGGUGAAGCCAUCGAUUGGGCUGGUAUCCCAGAUGAGUAGAAUUUGGUAUUGUUCGCUCAUCUCGUUGCUAUCGUUCUCUCCGCUUAUCAGCUAUUGCUUUCGUAAUGAUCUUGGACACUGGAUCGGCCUCUACUAGUACUACCGUUUGAAUGCAGUGCAAUGCACGUAAUGUUCUCC
Molecule: messenger RNA, 1214 nt
Organism: Rhodofomes roseus
Lineage: Eukaryota; Fungi; Basidiomycota; Agaricomycetes; Polyporales; Fomitopsidaceae
Exons: 7
Coding region: 192-1076 (294 amino acids)
Source: RefSeq, a predicted model, not a curated record